This is a messenger RNA of Gastrolobium bilobum, 966 nucleotides long. RefSeq lists its product as uncharacterized. The transcript has a single exon. Gene Ontology annotation, molecular function: nucleic acid binding. NCBI's taxonomy places the organism in Eukaryota, Viridiplantae, Streptophyta, Magnoliopsida, Fabales, Fabaceae. The record is from RefSeq and is a predicted model, not a curated record. Gene Ontology annotation, biological process: DNA integration. Bases 1 to 966 code for a protein of 321 amino acids.
AUGGAAGAAGACUCUAAACAGCACGUGCGACAUUGUGUCAAAUGCCACGAGCAUACAAAUUUACACCAUGCUCCUCUAGAGGAGUUAUCUUCACUCAUAUCCCCAUGGCCGUUCUACCAAUGGGGUAUGGAUAUUUUAGGACCAUUUCUGAUUGCGAUAGGGGGAGUAAAAUGGUUAAUAGUCGCGAUUGACUAUUUCACCAAAUGGAUUGAGGUUGAGGCUUUAGCCACAAUAUUAGCUAGCAAGAUCCGACGAUUCUUUUAUGGCAAGAUCAUAUGCAGAUUUGGUGUCCCUAAUACCAUUGUAACCAACAAUGGAACACAAUUUGUGGACAAGAAGUUCAAUCAAGUGCUUCAAGAUCUACACAUCAAACACAGAUAUACAUCUGUUGAACAUCCACAAACCAAUGGUUUAGUUGAAGCCGCGAAUAGAGUCCUAAAACUAGGAUUGGAGAGAAGAUUGGAAGCAACAAAAGGAGACUGCCCGGAGCAGUUGGACUAUGUAUUAUGGGGCAACAUAAACACUCCACAUUCAACCACUGGCGGGACUCCAUUUCACAUGGUUUAUGGGAGUGAAAUAAUGAUUCUAGUCGAAAUUGGAGAGCCGUCUUGGAGAAAGAUGUAUGCAACAGAGGAAAGCAAUUCUCAGGCAUUACUGCAUAACUUAGAUACAAUCAAUGAAAUACGCGAGAUUUUCCAUAUCACGGAAGUGGCAUUAAAACAGAGAAUAACAUCGCGUUAUAAUUCAAAGGUCAUUAAAUGCAGUUUCAACGUGGGAGAAUUAAUCCAACGCAGAACAGACUUUGGCAAUAAAAAUGCGCGACAAGGUAAAUUGGCUGCGAAUUGGGAAGGACCAUAUCGCGUCCAAAGCAAGACUGAAAAAGGCGCAUACAUCAUUGAGACGUUAUCUGGACUCACAAUUCCACAUACAUGGAAUGCAGAUAAACUCAAAAUAUUUUAUUGUUAA